AUGCCAGACGAGAAGUACGACGCACUGAUGCACCAUUUUGUCUACAACAAGACGUGGCUACGGAGCAAGUUUCCACCAGAGACAAAGUACAUAUCUAUAAUAAGACAUCCAUUCGGUCAUCUCAAGUCUCAGAUGAAUUACUUCACACUGGCAAAGGUUCUUAAGAUAAAAGGUCAUGGAAACGCCGUGAAGGUGUUCUUGCAGGACCCCUGGCAGCACAGGAACAGGUCCGAAACAUUCUUCCCUCACGUGAACAUCACGUGGGACGGGACCAGGAACCCCAUGACCUUUGACAUGGGGUGGCCGGCCGAGAGGGCAGAUGAAGAAGAGGAAGCUCGCGAGUACAUCAGCAAGUUAGACUCUGAGUUCACACUCGUGAUGAUCCUAGAACAUUUGGACGAAUCGGUUGUUCUUCUACGACGUCUUAUGUGUUGGGAUCUCCGAGACAUUCUAUUAUACUCCAAGGUAAAGAACUCACGCCCAUACCCGUAUAAGAAUUACGUGGCAACACCAGAAGAACUGGAGCACCACCGUAGCUGGAGCGCUGUGGAUUAUUUGUUGUACAACACGUUCAACAACUCACUAUGGCGAAAGAUCAACGCUCAGGGUCAAGAUUUCUACGACGAGCUGAACUAUUACAGACGCAUGAAGCAUAGAGUCAGUGACCACUGUGCUAGAAUCGGCAGAAAAAGGAAAGGGCAGCCCAUGGUCAUAUCCCCAUCAAAAUGGAAUGCUCAAUUUGAAGUGGACACGACGUACUGCAGCCGAUGCCCCUGGACAGGAAGAUGA
Molecule: messenger RNA, 789 nt
Organism: Branchiostoma floridae (Florida lancelet)
Lineage: Eukaryota; Metazoa; Chordata; Leptocardii; Amphioxiformes; Branchiostomatidae
Product: galactose-3-O-sulfotransferase 2-like
Exons: 5
Coding region: 1-789 (262 amino acids)
Biological process (GO): glycolipid biosynthetic process
Cellular component (GO): membrane
Molecular function (GO): galactosylceramide sulfotransferase activity
Source: RefSeq, a predicted model, not a curated record